Malaclemys terrapin pileata is the source of this 4458-nucleotide messenger RNA. It is a transcript of the gene NPTX1, whose product is annotated as neuronal pentraxin 1. NCBI's taxonomy places the organism in Eukaryota, Metazoa, Chordata, Testudines, Emydidae. The transcript has 5 exons. The coding region runs from base 55 to 1359 and encodes 434 amino acids. Gene Ontology annotation, cellular component: plasma membrane; neuron projection. Gene Ontology annotation, biological process: axonogenesis involved in innervation. The record is from RefSeq and is a predicted model, not a curated record.
UGCUGAAGCCAAGGCCGGGCUCGGCGUGGGGGGAACUUGGCGCCAGGCCCAGCCAUGCCUGCGGGGGCCCCGUGCAGCCUUUUCUUCGCCUCUGUCCUCUUGCUGAGGGCAUGCGCCCAGAGCUUCGGCCAGACGCGCUUCAUCUGCACCUCGGUGCCGGUGGAUAUGGACAUGUGCACCUCCUCCCUGCCGAGCAGCGGCACCGCCGAGGAGCUGCAGACCACCGUCCUGCAGCUCCGGGAGACAGUGCUCCAGCAAAGGGAGACCAUCAUGAACCACAAAGAGACCAUCCGGGAGCUGACCACCAAGCUGGGCCGGUGUGAGAGCCAGAGCCUGCCGGAGGCGGGCCCCAGCGAGUCCAAGACGGGCGGGGGAUCCAGCCGCAAACAGCCCGGCUCGUCCAAAAACACCAUGGGGGAUCUGUCCCGGGCGCCAGCGGCUGAGACCUUGAGCCAACUUGGGCAAACUUUGCAGUCACUUAAGACAAGGCUAGAAAACCUAGAGCAGUUUAGUAGGAUCAACUCGUCAGGCCAGACCAACCACCUGAAGGAUAUACUCCAGAAUAAAAUAGAUGACUUGGAGAAGCAAGUUCUGUCAAGAGUGAAUAGCCUGGAGGAAGGAAAGUUAAAUCCCAAGAACGAGUCCGAGGAAAGAAGCAAAAUCGAGAGCACGCUAACUUCCCUGCACCAGAGGAUCAGUGACUUGGAGAAAGGGCAGAAAGACAACCGGCCGACCGACAAGUUCCAGCUGACCUUCCCGCUGCGGACGAACUACAUGUACGCCAAGGUGAAGAAGAGCCUCCCCGAGAUGUACGCCUUCUCCGUGGGCAUGUGGAUCAAGUCCAACGCCUCGCCCGGGGUGGGGACGCCCUUCUCCUACGCGGUGCCGGGCCAGGCCAACGAGCUGGUGCUCAUCGAGUGGGGCAACAACCCCAUGGAGAUCCUCAUUAACGACAAGGUCGCUAAGCUCCCGUUCGUCAUUAACGAUGGGAAGUGGCACCAUAUCUGCAUCACCUGGACCACGCGGGACGGCGUGUGGGAGGCCUACCAGGACGGCACGCAGGGGGGCCACGGAGAGAACCUGGCUCCCUAUCACCCCAUCAAACCGCAGGGGGUCUUGGUCCUGGGUCAGGAGCAGGACACGCUGGGCGGGGGGUUUGACGCCACCCAAGCGUUCGUGGGCGAACUGGCCCAUUUCAACAUCUGGGACCGGAAGCUCAGCCCCGGGGAGAUCUACAAGCUGGCCACGUGCAGCACCAAAGCCCCCGCCGGCAACGUCAUCGCCUGGUCCGAGACCAACAUCGACAUCUACGGGGGAGCCACCAAGUGGACUUUCGAAGCUUGUCGCCAGCUCAACUAGCGGCUAGUGGCUGGAGCGCAGCCCCCUCCCCGGAAGGAAUCCAGGACUAAAGUCUGUCUCCCCUCCCCCGUCUGUCUGUCUGUGCAAAGCAAACCCAGCAAAGCAACAGGGCAGGGGCAUUGCCCGCUCGGGCCGGGGGGCCGGGCCCCGGGCAGCGCCGAACUGCGCAACUGGCGAGUAGGUGAGAGGGUUGGUUCGUUCUUCUUCGCUUUUUCUCUGGAGCGCGGCGGCCCCGUUCCCAGCUCCCCUGAACCGGCUCAUUUCUGUCUUGCCAACUUCCUUUGAAGCCUGCGUGCCUUGGGCUGGUGCAGCUCCUUAGCACAUCUGUCUUCAUUUGCAUCCUCGCUCGGGAGAGCGCGCUGUCCCUGCUCUCCUCCACCGCUCCCCAGCGCCGCGCCUUCCCUGGGAGCCAAGCGGAGGGCAUGUCCACCCCAGGAAAUGGCGCGUGGGGUGUGUGACCCUAGGGGGGGGGCGCUGAGUUCUUGGGGCCAUUCGUACCCGCACGCCCCCAUCCCCCGAGCACCUUGGCAGUGGGCCGGAGCACUAGGCGGGCCUGACUUUGCUUUGGGGGGGUGGGGCUGACUCAGGAGCCUCCGAUCCCCGGUUACUUUGGGGGGGGGGGGGGCUCCUUCAGUCUUUCAGUGCCAGGGCGUGACUCCUAUUUACUUGGACUGGCUCUCCAGGAGCAUAGGAGAAAGAUUUCCCCCCCCCCCCCACACACACACUUCCCCACCCCUCCUUCCCUUAUUGGGCUAGGAAGCGGAGCCGCAAACCCGGGCAGAGCUCAGACCCCCUUUCCUCGCGGGGUAGGGGGACCUGCUUUCUUUUCAAACCCCUCCGAGUCCCCAGACUCCUUUCUUCUCCACCCUGACCCCCGCCCCCAUUCAACGUUUGGCUAGCAGGGGCGUUUCUUGGCCAGUAACAGCCCUGCCCUUGUGUCCUAGGAAUGGGGGUUUGUGGCCAGGAGACCCCCGCCCAGGAGCCAUGUGGGAUCCUGCUCGGGCUCUGACUUGCUGAAGCCGGCGCACCCUGGGGCCCCUGCUGGUUUGCUGGCCAGUGAUUUAUCGUCAGCUCAGCCUAGGUCUCUUCCUCGGCCGCAAAGCGUCCAUCCGCGGGACGCAGAGACCCGAAGGGCUAAGGGGAGCUGUGGGAGUGGGGGCAAAGCAGGAGAUUUGAAUCCUCCGGCCACAGCAGGGGCCCGGACUCUAGUCAAGCACUUCUUCCCAGACCCGACCUGGCCCAGCCGCAGCCACCCCUCUCCAGCCGGGCGAGGCGGGUUAGGUCUCGCCUGGGUCUGCGCCCGGCCGCUCUUGUCCCACGUUUACUUGUCCCAGGGGCUGUUUAUGGAACUUUCUACGGGGCCGGCCCAGCCCCCCCGCCCUUUGCGGCACCCCUGGCAGUGGCUUCCCGCAGAGGCGGCGGCGGGGGGAGCUGGCUUCGUCUCCGUUACCGAGCCUGGACUCGCCUGCUUGCAUGGGCUGCUGCAGGCUGGGGUCUGCCCGAGCGAUGUUCAUGCCAUAGGAUGUCCUGGGGGCACAUUCCCAGCAGGAGGGUGGGUGAUGCGGCAGCGUUAGCCCUCCCCGGCGCCCCCACCCCGCUCCCCGGCGCCCCCUCCCCCUCCAGCUAAACUGCUGCAGGCGUUAGUCUUUAAAACACAUUCAAGUCCCGCUGGCCUUCAAACCAGCAGCCCUGCGACUUCUAGGAGCUGUCCCUUCAGCACCACGGCGCCCCCCCCCCCCAGCUGUCCCUUCAGCACCACGCCUGCCUCCAUCCAGAGCUCGGGCUCGCUGGGAGCUGUCCAUCCAGCACCAGGCUACCCCGCCCCCACGCCCCGGCGAGCUCGGGGCCUGGAGUCACCCGGCCCUUUCCCUCCUUGGGCGCCCCUCAUGCCCGAACCCUUUCAAGAAGGGAGAGAGGACGAAGAUCCUCCAUGCCCCUGCUGUUCCCUGGUGCACUGACUGAACCACGCCUCUCUCAGGUAAUGUCCUUUUAUAAAAUCCGAAGCACUGCAGAAGCAGUGUCUGUUUUGCCUAGCUACACAGGCACCCUAAGUGUGACAGCUGUCAAAUAGCCUUUACUGUCCCUUGAAAGUUUAGCGCCCAUUUCAAUCUUCAGCCUUUCUGCUUUUGAUAACACAGGAUAUUAUUUAUCUUAUUGUAAAAGGAAGUUUAUUACCAAUAAAAGGUAUUUUUAUGAAGGAGAAAAAAUAAAAGAAUAUAAAAUUAACUGAGCGUCCCUGAAAAAUACUUUAAGACUCCACAGGGUGUGAUAAAGAGAAGCUUAUUUUGAAAUAAUAGAUACAUUUUGUAUGGUUUCCUUUGAAAACUCCUGGUCUGCAGGAGAUCACCCCCUCGCCCGCUUCUGACCCCCAUCUGCGGUGGUAGAGUUGGGUGAGGCAGAGAGAAUUCCCAUGAGGCUGAACCAGCCUUUAUGACAAACUCCAAAGAUGUGGCAAAUAAAUAUGCAACGUGGACGGACAUGGACUAAGCAGUUCAAGGUUGAUCCUGCGCUCCAGGGCUGAUCCUAGUCAAGCCAUGAGAGAGCUGGUCACAUGACCAGCCGUUUUAAAACACAGCAUUGAGAUGCAGAGAAAUCACCAUCCCCAAAACAAAUCCCGUUACCUUGAUACCAAAACGUGGCUCAAGGCAGCAUAUUUUAACUGUGCUCUUAAAAAAACACACAUUGUAAGUUCAGUUUGUUGAGGUAUUGAUUGGAAACUGUUGGCUUCAGCUAUCAGCAGCUUAAGCACAAUUUGCUGAGGGGAAAAACUGAUAAUUGGAAAAAAUAAAUCUACAGUCCUAAUUGCAUCGGAUUUGCCAAAAAGAGUGAUAUUAUGUAUAUACUGUACAGAAUGGUAGAAAAUAAAUAUAUCUUCAUUUGUCAUUAUUUUGCUAACCAAAGCUGUAAAUUUUUCCUAUGACUUGCUAUCGGUCUUUUUUGGGUUUUGAAUGGGGUAUUAAUAUAUCACACAGCCACCAUCCACAUCAGCAGUUCUGGAAAUGCACUGUUUCUACUGGUAUUCAUGCUUUUUUCAUUUUAUUGCUGAAAUUACAUGAAUUGUUGAGUUUAUUUUUACACAAUAAAGAGUGAAGAAAGACA